Messenger RNA from Heterotrigona itama, 4715 nucleotides. The record is from the annotation of a GenBank genome assembly. Lineage: Eukaryota; Metazoa; Arthropoda; Insecta; Hymenoptera; Apidae.
CUGUCGCGUCCUUUGACACGCUUAACCGUUUAUGAAAACGAUUUUGCUACAUUUUUGCUGACAUUUUGAUCGUUUUACCAUGCCAAAUAUUUACAAAAAAUUCAGGAAGUUACGUCGAAGGCGAUAUAUUCGUACUUAGUAGUAAUUACAACGUGAAAGUGUGUGAACUCCAAAAACUAAGAUAGUGCCGUGUUCCAUCACAUAUAUUUGCUUUAUUGAUAUUUUGAGUGUCACAGGCCUUGUGGUGCCUAUGCAUAUCUUGAGAAUUUGGACUGUGUUCUAGAUUAUUUUAAGAAUAUAAAGUUUUUCACAUUUGGUUAAAUCAUUUAGCAAACAUGUCAGAAAUAGUUUACCCGCAAGGGUGCAGAUCUGUCACAGAAGAUCUGGGUCCAGACGAACUUAUUAGGAGAUUAAAGACAUUAGCUCAUACAUUACAAGCAAUGGGCCAAGAUGAAGGAAUGUAUCAACAAUAUAUACCACUUGCAUUACAUUUGGCUGAAGAACAUUUUUUGAUGCAUCAAAGUAAAGAUGUACAACUUCUGAUUGCGUGUUGUAUUGCCGAUGUUUUGAGAGUUUAUGCUCCAGAAGCUCCAUAUAAAGAUGCAGAGCAGGUCAAAACAAUAUUUUUGUUUCUGAUUAAACAGUUAGCUGGAUUAAAAGAUCCAAAAGAUCCUGCUUUUAAAAGAUAUUUUUAUCUUUUGGAAAAUUUAGCAUAUGUGAAAUCAUUUAAUAUGUGUUUUGAAUUAGAGGAUUGCCAAGAAAUCUUCUGUGCACUUUUUUCUCUUAUGUUUAGGAUAGUAAACGAUGAACAUUCUGGAAAAGUCAAAAGUUUUAUGUUAGAUGUAUUAUGUCCACUUAUUACAGAAUCAGACAUUGUUAGCAAUGAACUUUUAGACAUCAUACUUAUGAAUAUUGUAGAGCCAAACAAGACACAGAAGAAGAAUGCAUAUUUACUUGCAAAAGAACUAGUAAUUAAAUGUAGCGAUACAUUAGAACCAUAUAUUCAAGCAUUCUUUAAUCAUGUAUUAAUCUUGGGCAAGGAAGAAAAAAGCUUACAAAUUUGCAAAAAAGUGUACGAUUUAAUUUAUGAAUUGAAUCAUAUAUGUCCAAGCGUCUUGUUGUCCGUCCUACCACAGUUAGAAUGUAAACUAAAAUCUUCCUCAGAAUCCGAAAGAUUGGGUGCUGUAGCAUUGUUAGCAAGAAUGUUUUCUGAGAAAGGAUCUCAAUUAGCUGUGCAACAUACGCAAUUAUGGCGCGCAUUUUUAGGAAGAUUUAAUGACAUCAGUGUAUCAAUUCGCAUCAAAUGUGUGCAGUAUUCAAUGCAUUUUUUAUUAAACCAUCCCGAAUUGAGGAAAGAUAUUACUGAUACUUUAAAGUUAAGACAACACGAUGCGGACGAAAGUGUUCGAUAUGAAGUUGUUAUGGCUAUAGUGACCACUGCCAGGAGGGAUUUUGAAGUAGUGUCAGACAGUGAAGAUUUGUUAGAAUUUUUUAAAAUCAGGAAAGAAGCAAUGGCAGGAUUAGCAAUGAUAUAUAAGAAACAUUUGAAUGAUGCGGAUGUACCGCAAGCUACAAAAAAGGCUGUUACUUGGAUAAAAGAUAAAAUAUUACAUGGUUAUUAUAUGGCAGGAAUGGAAGACAGAUUAUUGGUAGAAAGAUUAUUAAACACUUGCUUAGUACCUUAUCAACUACCAGCUGGUGAAAGAAUGAAAAAAUUGUAUCAUUUAUUAGGUACAAUUGAUGACCAUGCAUCUAAAGCAUUUGUUGAAUUACAAAAGCAUCAACUUGCUGUGCGAAGGGCAGUGGUUGAAUGGUUAGAAAUUGUAAAAAAGCCAGAUGCUAUGGUUGAAGUUGUAACUAAAAUUCAUCAAAUAUCUCGCUUUCUACCAGAUCCUAUGAAGGUGCAAGAAUUUUUACAGAAGUUUAGUGCUCACAUGAAAAAAGAUUCAGCUUUGUUGCAAGGAAUGGAAACAAUAGUUCAACCAAAUGUUUCUUGUAAAGAAUGCGCAGAUACAAUAAAUGCUUUCAUUCGUAUUUGGUCCACAUUUUCUUCAUAAUGAUAUUCUCAUGCAACUUGUCCAGCUUUUGCAAUUGGAGGAUGAAAUGGUAGCACCAUUAGUUCUUUCGAUUUUCACAUUUUUAGGAAAAUAUAAACCUUUAUGUGAUGUUGCACCGGAUAUUAUGAAUCUUAUGGUUCCAAUAUGUAAAAAUUUCGCAGAAACAGGAACACCGAAACAAGCAAAACAAGCUGUUAGGUGUUUAUUUGUUAAUAUGACUAAUAUCCAUGAUACUAUUUUUCCUGAAAUUAUUGAAAGAAUUAAAAAUAGUCUUACACCAACUUCAGAAUAUUAUCGAACAUCUAUAGUUACAUUAGGUCAUAUAGCUUAUAAUUUACCAGAAAAGUAUCAAGUACAAAUAAAAAAUAUGGUAUCUAGGAAGAUAGUCAAGGAGUUAUUAGUAAAAGAAAGCAGUGAACAAACUGCUGAUACUAUUGAAGGAGACUGGUGCAGAGAAGAUCAAUUACCUGAGGAAACACGUUGUAGAUUAGAAGGGUUAAAGUGUAUGGCCCGCUGGUUACUAGGAUUGAAGACUGACGUACUUUCUGCGCAAAAAACAUUUAGAAUGUUGAAUGCAUUUGUAGUAAACAAAGGAGAUCUUUUGCAGCAGAGUCGUUUAAGUAGAGCAGAAAUGAGUUGGUUACGAUUACAGGCUGGCUGUUCAAUGCUAAAGAUUUGCGAACAAAAAGGUGUUGGUGAUCAAUUUACGGCAGAGCAAUUCUACAAUUUGUCUCAACUCAUGGUGGACGAAGUUCCACAAGUGAGAGAAGCUUUUGGUAGCAAAUUACACAAAGGACUUGGAAGAGGAAUUCCAAAUAAGUGUUUGCCACUAGAUUUUAUGGGCUACUAUGCUCUUGCUGGCAAGGAACAGGAUAAAAGAUUAAAAUGUGUUUUAAAAACUUAUAUGCAAACCGAUAUAAAUAAGAGAAGGGAUUAUGUUAAAACAUUGUCAUUGGGUACAGUGGAACGGGCCAUGGGUCAACUGCCUCACAUUCUUCCUGACUACAUGUUAGUAUUUGCAGUCCCUAUUCUUGCACAUGAUCCAGAAUUUACAAGUCAUCUAAUGAUUAAUCAGUUGAAAGUAAUACAGCAAUGUUUAUGGUUUAUAUUAGAACCACUUAUAACAAAGAAUGAAUAUUAUUGUUAUGGUUUUUAUAAAAAUCUUAUAGAACGAAUGAAGAGUCAUAAAGAUGCUUUAAAACCUGAAGAUAAUAACAUGAAUUAUAAAUUAUGGGCUGUUUGCGAUUUGGCUAUGAAUGUAAUAUACACAAAAACAACAAAUUUCGACAUGAAAGAAUUCCCAAGUGAAACACGAAUUCCCACUAUGUACUUCAAACGAGCAGAUGAAUUAUUGGCUAAUACUAGGAACUACUUACCUGCUGAAAUGCAAAUAAAUAUGUCAAAUCCUAAAGGAAAAGGUUCUCUUCAUAAUACACAUUCUGUCAGUGAAAGACCACAACGUAGAGCUAAGUCUAAACAACAAAAGGAAGUGGGCAUUGGGCCAAAUGAAACUGAUGCAAGGGUAAGACAAUUAAAGUAAUACAUAGCUUUCACACAAAAUAUGAUUUAGACUGUUAAUUGAUGUAGAUUUAAUUUAUAAUUUUCUUAUGAAUGAUGUGUGUGUGUGUAUGUGUAAAUAAUAGUCUUAAAAAAAACUAUGAGUAUAUGUAAUUUCAAGCUGCAAAUUGGAGAAGUGGAAUGUAUUGAUGCACAGGUAAAAUUAUUUAUAAUAUAUUUAUAUCAAACAUUUAUUUUUAUUUCAUAAUAUAUCAUAUUUCAUAUUUCAUAAAUAUAAAAUGCCAUAUAAAUGUAUUAAACAUUUUCUUACAGCCAGCAGAAGCAUCGGAAACUAGAAUUCAAUUACCUGGUUUAGAGGAAGAAGUAAGUAAAAUAUAUUUGUAAUUGCAAUUUGAUGUAUAGUAAAGCUAUAAUUUUUCAGAUUGAAGAACCACCAGCAAAGAGGGCAUUAAGAGAAUCAGAUAAAGUAAAUAAAUAAUUAAGUGAAUGAACUGUAUUCAAGGGGAUGUUAGGAAUAGGGGAAAGACUUAAAGGACGUGGUGAUCAUAAGAAUUAAAGAAUCUAAAAAAUACUUUACAAAUUAGAAAACAGAAUAUUUUGGUUAUGUACAACAAUUAAUAAACCUGUCAUUCGCGUAUGUUUAGAAAGUAAGAUGUUAAGAUAAUGAUACAGUAACGUCAAAUAAUUAAUACAUAUAAGCUUACAAGUCAAAGAACUUUGUGGAGUUGCAUUCUUAAAAAAAUUAAAAAUUUAGUAUUUGGCUAUGUAAAAGAUAUUCUUGUUUUAAUGAUGAAAUGAAACAUAAAUUUUGGUUUUAAUUUCUCUAUACAUUAAGAAAAGCAAUGGCACAUUUAAUGAUAAAAAAUACAAUCCUUCAAACUUUAUAACUGUAUGACCAUUAUCUUUUUUAUAUAAGUUUUGAAAAAUAUUUCCCAAUUAAAAGUCUUUCUUUCUUAUGAAACAUCUGACAAUUGUUAUAUUGUUCACUUUUGCAUUGAUGAAUACAAAUGUUUAUACUAUUUCAUGCGCAUUUUUCUUCAUAGAUUAAUGAAACUAUACAAAAUUUUUGUAAACCAUUUCAAAUAGUAAAAUCCAUACACGAUAUCAUCGAAUUUAAUUGUAGUUUUCAGUAAAAAAUAA